AUGGCCGAACCAUCUAGUAAAAAGAAACAUUUGUCCGCGCAUACGAUCCCUGGCACACGAGUGGCCAAUCGCACCGAGAUCUUUGACGAUGAAGAUGAAAUGGCCAACUCUGUAAAAGCUAGCGAUUCACAAAGAAUGGAAGCACUAAUGCAACAGCUUAUGGGCACUCCUUUUGACGUUUCUGACGAUACAAAUGCUGCUGAUGCAGAAGAACCGAAAGAAAGCGAACAAGAAGAGAAACAAGAAGAAGCAUUUGCAUUUCGGCUGUUCUCUAGCAAACCUGUUGCUCAAGUCAAUAUUAAGGAAAAGGACGAUGAUACGGCGGACAUGUUGGCAGAACUAGCAGCAAAGCAGCAAACCGUGGAUUUUGAACAAGAAAAUGAACCGGAUUUCAUUGAACAUAUUCAAGCAGCAGCUGUCGACUACAACGAUCUUCUUGUACAGUCUAAACAGCCGUACUACGCCAUGCAAUAUCCUAAACGUGUCACUCACAUACCUCUCGAUCAAAAGCAACAACAGCCAACCAAGAAGCAUCGAAAAAGCAAAAAGCGACGAGACUUUGAGAAGGCGGUACGAGAGGGACGGAUUCAUGUACAGCCUAAUAUGCGCAAUCCAGCUACACUAGGAGGCUGGUCGGGCUGGCCAGGUCAUCGCACCAGAUGCCAUAUCAUUUCAGACUUUUCAAAUGAUAUCAUGAAAAUUCCCAGGAAAAAUGCACCGUUUGCGGGUAGUGGUCGUGGCGGAAGAGGCAGCUUUAGGGGUCGUGGACGGGCGAGAUAA
Zychaea mexicana is the source of this 780-nucleotide messenger RNA. RefSeq lists its product as uncharacterized. NCBI's taxonomy places the organism in Eukaryota, Fungi, Mucoromycota, Mucoromycetes, Mucorales, Lichtheimiaceae. The record is from RefSeq and is a predicted model, not a curated record. Bases 1 to 780 code for a protein of 259 amino acids. The transcript has 3 exons.